Perkinsus marinus ATCC 50983 is the source of this 402-nucleotide messenger RNA. RefSeq lists its product as hypothetical. The transcript is spliced from 5 exons. NCBI's taxonomy places the organism in Eukaryota, Perkinsozoa, Perkinsida, Perkinsidae. Bases 1 to 402 code for a protein of 133 amino acids. The record is from RefSeq and is a predicted model, not a curated record.
AUGGGCAACAAGAGAGGAGAGCGUCGCAAGCGCAUGAAUGCUCGGCAGAAAGAAGAACAUGAGGCUACCAGAGCGGAGUUGCAGAGACUUCAGGGAGAAAUCUCUCGGGAUGGUAAGAAACUCGAGGAUGGCAUCCAAGCGGAGCAAUCCACCGGAACUGCGGUCUGUGUGCAGGUGCUCGAGCUGUGCGACUAUACAAGCAAGGAGCUCGAAAAGACUCGCUGUAACCUGAUACAGGCUCUCAACGCUCAUAAAUCAGAAUUACAAGCUCGACAGCAAGCGGAAGAUGAUGCCGAGGUACAGAAACAAGCAGCCCGGGUGGCUGAUGAGAGAGCGAUGCAGUUGGAAGAGCGUAUUCAGGCUCGCGAUGGAGAGGUUUUCACCUUCAAACUCGACUUGUAG